Messenger RNA from Anas platyrhynchos (mallard), 2248 nucleotides. RefSeq lists its product as uncharacterized. Lineage: Eukaryota; Metazoa; Chordata; Aves; Anseriformes; Anatidae. The record is from RefSeq and is a predicted model, not a curated record.
AGAAGCCGCAAGACAUCAAGACACUGCCUCACCGUGGGGUGAGGCAGGCCGAGAGAAUCCAGCUGCCAGCCCUGCCGCCUUUGCCAAGGCAGGCAGCGACUCAGGCAGCAGCACCCAAGCAAGUGCCUAAAGCAGAGACAUCAUCAUCUGAAAAGGCCACUUGCAAGCUGCCCCCUCUGCAAGCAGCAGCCUCUGCUUCUUCAGGGGGAGGAAGGGCAAAGUCAUUGGGAACAGAGGCCCGCAGCCAGCAAGAGCUUUUGCCACCUCUUCCCUGCAUCUCUGGCAACAGGGACAGAGCAGUGAGGGCAGAGAGGCGGGAACGUGGCCCACACAGCCCUGUGGCCCCUGACGAGGACAUGGGCAAUGCAAUACGGUCCUUUGUGUCCACCGUCAUAACAAACGCUGUAGCCUGCAACGAGGGAGCCAGCAGCAAGGCAAGGCUUUCUCCCUCAAGCAGAGUUCCCAGGACCAAAGGCCCCAGAACACCACCUCUCACCACAGCAGCGGCCCAAAACUGGAAGAGUCGGCACUCGUCCAAAAGCAGCCUUGCAUCCCCUGACGAAGAAAUGGAAGACCGAAUAAAGGCCUUUGUCUCCACUGCAAUAAGAAAUGGCCUUGCCUGGAACCAGGGAGCCAUGAGGGAGGCAAGGCUUCCUCCCGUGGGCAGACCUCCCACGAGCAAAGGACACAGAACACCACCUCAGCCCGCAACUGGGCCCCAGAAUUUAAAGAAGAGCUGGCACCCUGCCCCACACAGCCCUGCAGACUCUUGCACGGCACUGCAGGACACAGCACACUCCCGCGUGUCUGAAGUGCUGCAGAAGACGCAAAAAAGCUGGGAACACGGCCAACGAUCAGCAGCACUUGGGGACCUGGCACAAACGGGGUGCAAAUUGAGAGCAACAAGUUCAGCCGGGGUCCAGACAGACCUGGAGAGGACGUGGACGACUUCUCUGCCAGGGCCUGAUUCCCGGGUAUGCGCAGGAGCAAGGGCUUCCAGCAGAGACCCUGCAGCAGCUAGCCCAGGCCAGGGUAAGAAGAAAAAACAACAGAGAGAGAAACACAUCAAACCCAGGCAGGGGACAGGCAACGAGGGGACAAGCCAAGGCCGGGGCAAGAAAGAGAGCAGUCCUGGGGGAUGCGAUGAAGAGGAGGUCGUCAUCAUCAACUCCUGGAUCAACCCCAGGUUCGCCAGCCUCUUCACAGACGCACAGGACGUUCCCCAGGAAGAGGGCAGCGCAGCCAGCAGUGUGGACAGGGAGGCAGCACAAGAAGCAGAACACCCAGCAAGCGCCUCUCCUGGCUCGCUGCAAACCACGGACACUGUCCCAUCAGCUGCUCCCCAGGAAGAAAUUCCUGGGGAAGAGAGGCACAGCACGCCUCUCACCACAACAACACCGGCACAGAGCAGGCCAGCAAGUCCUCCAGCAGCCCCUGCUCUGGAAGAUGAGGGACACAGGACGCCUCCCCUGACACGUGGGGCUCCACAGUCAAAACCAUCGGCCUCUCCAAGCCCCAGCGAGCACAGCGCUGCCGUGAUGGUGGAGAGCCAGGGACGUGCCCGACAUGCCUGCAGUGUCUCUGAUGAAGAGCUGGAUGAAAGAGUUGACACCAUCGUGGCUGCAGUCCUACUCCACUCUGUAGCCAUCAUCCAGGGAGCGGGAGCCCCAAGCAAGGCAGCAAGUGCUCCCUGGGUCACAGUGCCCAGGGUGCCUCCUCCCACACCAGAGCCUGCAGAAUGUACAUCCUCGGCCUCUGCCUUGGCCAGAGGCCCUGUGGGGGAGGCCAAUGAAGCCCCUCUCGCUGCAGCAGCAAUGCCACAAGAAGAAGGUGGAGAAGGGGCUUCUCCUUUGGCUGCAGAGCCUCUCCGGGAGGCCAUCACAGAUCUCCGCCCAGCAGCAGCUGACGAAGCAGGAGCAGCAGCCACUCCCUUGGUUCCUGGGCACCAGGUGGCCAUCGAGCAGGGAGGCCAAGCGCAGUCCUCCUCCUGCACCAAAGAUACGCCAGCGGAUGAGCCAGCAACGUCCCAGACACAAGCGCCGUCCCAGGAUCUGUUGGCCGGGCCUGUUCAGCGCAGCGAGCAGCACCAAGCACAAGGCACCCUUGACCUCGCACAAGCCCCGGCGCGCCAGCCACGGCCCUCCCGCAUCAGGAGGGCACUUCGCGCGCUGCGCAGGGCUUUCCGCUGCAGCUGCAUCGCAGGACAGCGAGAGUAGCCGCGCCCGGCUGUGCCAGUCCCAGGAGGAUG